UAAAAGGCGUGAAGGCAUGAGGGGGAAGUCUGAGACAGACAAACUGCCUCACCAGCUGAGGAAAGCCACAAUGUGAUAGUAAAACAUGCACAAGGAAGAUAAGUUUCACAUCUGCAUCAUUUAAGCAGCAUUUAGCACACAGAGGAAGACCAGCAGUCACAGCAUGUUCAGCUUGGCUGAUGCAACUCAGCCAUGGACGUCACUGACUACUGCACACUUCUGCUUCUGCAUCACGUGACCAUCUUCCUCUUCCUAUUUCACUCACUCAGAGGUCAAAUUCAGGUGACUGGUCCGUCCCGACCAAUAGUGGCAACAGUCGGAGACGACACAAUCAUACCGUGCCACCUGGAACCUGCCGUGAAUGCUUCUGGCAUGAGGCUGGAGUGGGCGAGACCUGACCUGAGCCCGGGGAUUGUACAUGUGAGGGCAAACGGUCAAGAAUAUGCAGCCCACCAACAGCCGUCAUACAGAGGGAGAACAUCAGUGUCCAUCAGCAACCUGCAGCACGGAGACCUUUCACUGAAACUGUCCAAAGUGAAAGUCUCUGAUGAGGGCCUGUACAGAUGCCUUGUUCCAAGACUGGGUCUAGCUGUUUAUAUACAGCUUGUUGUUGGUGCCGUCUCCUCACCGGUUAUCCGUUUAAUGAACAAUUCCAGCAGAAGGGUGGUUCUCCAGUGUGAGUCUUCUGGCUGGUAUCCAGAGCCUGAGGUGUUGUGGCUGGACGGUGAGGGAAAGCUCCUCUCUGCUGGACCUACAGAGACAGUCAGAGGUCCUGAUGACCUCUAUACUGUCAGCAGCAGAGUGACUGUGGAGAAGAGACACAGCAACAGCUUCACCUGUAGAGUCCACCAGAAGGACACCAACCACACCAGAGAGACACACAUCACUGUUCCAGUCCUGUCGAGGUUUGUGAAAGGUGUCAUGGUUCCAGGUUUUUUCUGCAUCUUGCUGAGUAUUUAUUUAACAGCAUGUAGAAAGAGACAAGGUGGAGGGAAGGAACAGGAAACUGAGAAGAAAGAAUCAGCAGUGACGGAGAAUCAAACAUGACAAGAUCUUUGGACGGAGUAAGAACUGGAAGUGGAGCUUUUAAAAGUCUGAAAGAAAUCAGAGAACAGCUGUUAAAUGAAAUAACAAGCACUCUGUAAAAAUGUGAUAAGAAAAUGAGUAUUGCAUUAUAAAAGCUGAAUGGGAAAGGCAAAAUUAGAUUACUUAAUUGCUCAAAGAAGUUUUACACUCUGCUUAUAUGUACUCUUCUUCUAGUAUACAAUUAGUUUCCGUAUCCGGAUUGUAUGAAACACGGCCAACUCUAGCUGACAUGAAAGAACAAAUGAGAUCUUUCUCUCAUUUUUUUUUCUUGUAGAUGAGUUAGAUGGCCAAGGUGACUUGUUUUCUUCUUGGUUUAUGUCAAUACCCGUACUAAUACCUACAAAUUAUUACUUAUACCUACAGUUUCUAAUGGCAUUUGUAAUUACUAUGACCACCUCUAGUGUAGCAUCAAUUAGUAGUAGUUGUAACCAAAGAGGAAGUCAGGUAUAAAGAGCGAUAAAGGUCACAUAGGGACUAGGUCGUGGUGGACGGAUGAGUCCAGAGACGCAGGACUUUCACACAGGAGUCGAUGUAUAAGUGACUACAUCACAAACUUAUUUCAACACAAACCAUGAUUGUUUUUCUGAAAUCAAACCAAGUAGUUUUGGUGCCUAAACAUAACCAAGUUCAGUUUCACAUGAUUUGUAAAAAAGUAGGGGUGCACCGAUCGAUCGGCGAUUCCCUUAAUUUUGCGGGAUCGGCGAUUGGCCGAUUCCUUUACGUCAAACCGAUCUUUUUUUUCUUCCAGAUAUGAUGAACUAUUCGAUUUUUUAUGAAUUAAUGACUAUUUGAAUA
Molecule: messenger RNA, 1881 nt
Organism: Centropristis striata (black sea bass)
Lineage: Eukaryota; Metazoa; Chordata; Actinopteri; Perciformes; Serranidae
Product: butyrophilin-like protein 10
Exons: 6
Coding region: 193-1047 (284 amino acids)
Source: RefSeq, a predicted model, not a curated record